CUAAUGGCAACCUGCCGUCACUGUCGGUCGGUGUUAGUAGGCCUGGGCAGGGCAUGGCGGAUGGAUGGUGCUGCGGAGGAGCCAAGCUGACCCCAGACAUAGGAGCGGAGUGAUUAGGUGGUGGUGGUGUGGUAGCAUCAUGGGACAGGACAAGCCUGCGUCUCGACCCCCCUUGGGUUCGAGAUCCGGAGAUCGAUCGUGGUCAACCGCCCAUUCUCUGACUCUAGUUUCCCGCCUCCAGAAUCAUGGGUACCGACAGUAAUAGCUAUAAGACGACGAUGAACGAGAGUUGCGCCGCCAAUCGCGGUCGCUGAUAAGCCGAGCCACCUAGCAUACAGCGAAUGCAUCAGCUCGCCGUUUCAUCGCGCUUACGCAGCAGCCUGCGUGCAGUCUCCUCGUUUCACCCCGUGAAAGCCGACGGAAAUGGACGAUCGCUUGUCGCGUACUCGCGUCCGACCGCGACGCGAUCUCGUCGAUGCCUCACCGCCCUUGCGUCCUCGCAUCCCUCGCAUCCGUCGCUUCCCGCGUUCGCUGUCGACUUCACAGACACUGCCAGUGGGCCUUAGGCCGCUAUUCGCUCAGCCACACCCCAAGGCCUAUAAAGAUCCAUGGCGCCCUCCCAUCGACAUCACAAAUCCGUCGAUCUGCUUGAAUUCUUCUCUAGUAAUUCCCAUCAGCCGUGUGUCAGAGUUGGUCCAAUCAUGGCGACGACGAAGGUCCUUGCGGUCCUGAUUCUGGUUCUUCUGGCCACCUCUUGUGCGCUUGCUGCUCCUGGUGGUAACGGCAAGGGGAAAGGCGGAAACGGCGGCGGGAAAGGAAACGGGAAGGGCGGGAGCGGAAGCGGAAGCGGAAAGGUAAGCGGAAAUGGUGGCGGCAUUCUGGGCGCGCUGACUGGCGGCAACUUCACGGGCGGAUGGGGUCAAGGCGGCAUUCUCUCGGGGCUCACCAGCCUCUUCGGCAACGGCAGCACUCCUGACGACCUGGGAGGAAUCUUUGGGCGGAAGGGGGGGAACGGGAAGGGCAAGGGGAAUGGCAAGGGGAAGGGUAAGGGGAACGGGAAGGGGAAUGGCAAGAACAGCACAGAGACAGGCGCUGCAGCUGUGGCGACGACUAGCAGUGCGAGUGAGACAAUGAUGGGGAUGAUGGGGGUAGGCAACGGCAAGGGGCAGGGCAACGGCAAGGGACAGGGGCAGGGGAAGGGGCAGGGCAAGGGGAAGGGGAGGGGGAACGGGUGGGGUAAGUGGGGAAAGAGUGCGGGUGGCGUGUUGGCGCGGCUGAGGGGCAGCAGCGUGGUGGAUGAUGCGAUGGCAGCCACUGGCGAUGGCAACGCCACUGGCGUCCUCGAAAUCACCCUCCUCCAGAACAGCACGGACUACAACGUGACCUUCACGGCACGCAUCUCCCUUUCUGGUCCCGGCUCGCCCACCGCGCUCACUCUCAACAGCGGCACCGCGGCCACCAACGGCCCGCCUCUCCUCGACUUCUCCACCGCCACCGCCGCUGACGGCGCAUCCCUCCCUGCCUGGACCACUGUCGCCUCCCCCUCCCCUGGCAGUGGCCCCAUGGGGCGCGCGUGGGGCCGCCUGCAGCGCGCGUUGGGGCGGUCUGGGCGCACGGCAGGGCUGCACACUUUUACUCUCACGGGCGUGUGGGCGGGCGCCGGUACCACUGCUGCGGCUGACGGCGUGCAGACGGUGAAAGACGUGGCGCUGGCCGUUGUCGCACAGCCCAGUGCGUUCUAUGCUGUGGUCGCCUCGCCUGGAUUCGACUCAGGCGCCGCCAGGGGGCAGUUCCAGAAGGCGCCUAAGGGCUGGGCGUUUGGGCUGAGGAACUAAGGUGUGGAGGCGAUGGGAGGGGUGGCAGGAGGAGUGGCAGGAGGGGGUGGUAGGAGGGUAAACGGUGCUGAUGGUGAUGGAGGUGUGAUGUGGGUUUUUUUCAGGGUAUGUGGCAGAGGGGCACACGAAUUACUGGGGAUGAUGAAUGCCUGCGAGAUGCUGUGUGAAAUGGCAGGCAGGUAUGAGGGCGAUGGUGGUGCAGUGUAGUUCAGCUUUCAAAAGAGCCUGUUGUUGGAGGGCCUUUCCCUGACAUGAUGGGGGAUGAUGGUGUGGCUGCAUGGCAGUGACAGGUGCAGGUAGAACUACUAGGGCAGGCUCUCGAACAACAGGUCUCCUCUCCAGGUCUCUAGGCAAGUGCGGGGAGGACAUGUGUUUUGUGCUCUCCUGUGCUUGGCUGUUAUAUGAUUUCCACUCAUGAAAGGCUGAUUUU
Molecule: messenger RNA, 2265 nt
Organism: Closterium sp. NIES-67
Lineage: Eukaryota; Viridiplantae; Streptophyta; Zygnematophyceae; Desmidiales; Closteriaceae
Source: the annotation of a GenBank genome assembly